Molecule: messenger RNA, 732 nt
Organism: Brenthis ino (lesser marbled fritillary)
Lineage: Eukaryota; Metazoa; Arthropoda; Insecta; Lepidoptera; Nymphalidae
Source: the annotation of a GenBank genome assembly
AUGAGCAUGGAAACCAUCAAGGAAUCUCUUUCUGCAAUGACUGAGAUGUUUAAUGUUAAGAUGAGUGAAUUCCAGCAAGAACUCCAUAAAAACACCACUCCAGUGACUACGACUUCCUUGGCAGCUGAUUUCAAUACUUUUAAAAGCUUCAUUCUAUCAGCACUCAACACCUUGCAACGACAAGUCGAAUUACUGAGUCUCGAGAUUGAUCGUCAAGAAAUGCGUAGGAGACGUAAAACGUUACUUUUCCAUGGCAUCACUGAAGAGAAGUCGGAAGACAUUUUAUUAAAAGUCACCGAACUAGUUUCUCGGCAUUUGGAUUUACCGAAUUUCUCUAGUACGAGCAUUAAGUCACUGUACCGUCUAGGUCGACCAACAGAUAAGAGACCUAGACCCGUAGUCAUCAAAUUCAUGGAUGCUGCAGUUCGUGAUAAGGUUUGGUUUUUAAAAACUAAAUUAAAAGGAACAGGUGUCACACAAUCGGAGUUUUUAACCAAAUCACGACAUACACUAUUUAUGGAGGCACGGCAGCGCUUUGGCAUCGGUAAGUGCUGGACGUGGGAUGGAUGUGUCAAUAUUAUAGCUCCAAAUGGAUCUCGCCAUCGAGUUGAGUGCUUGACUGAGUUAGACACUAUAACAACAUCUAAGUCUCCUUCACAAGCUGUUGUUGUUACCGUCAACAAGCCAGGUGAAAAAGUACUUGCGCCGCGAUCCAAAAGAAUUGUGAAGAAG